Molecule: messenger RNA, 1001 nt
Organism: Saccostrea cuccullata (small rock oyster)
Lineage: Eukaryota; Metazoa; Mollusca; Bivalvia; Ostreida; Ostreidae
Product: ficolin-1-A-like
Exons: 5
Coding region: 246-857 (203 amino acids)
Source: RefSeq, a predicted model, not a curated record
AAAGAAAAGGGCACAGCAAUAAGUUCGUAACAAAAGAAGAUAUCAAGGAAAUUGAACAAAAACUGGUCUUAAUGCACAGUUUAUUCCAAAACUGUUUAAGAGACACGUGUAACAAGUUUUAUCCAGAAGACUGUCAGGACCUCUUACUGAAAGGAUACAGGGAAAGCAAGGUGUACACAAUUUUCCCAAAGACAGGACUUGCAUACUAGGUUUAUUGUGAUCAGGAGACAGACGGGGGUUGAUGGAUGGUUAUACAAAGGAGACAGGAUGGAUCAGAGGAUUUCUUCAGGACAUGGAAUGAGUACAAAAACGGGUUCGGAAGUCUGGGAAAUGAAUUCUGGCUAGGUAACGAUAAAAUCCAUACAAUUACAUCAUCGGGAAACUACAAGUUAGGAAUCGAUCUGAAGGAUUUCUCCGGAAAUUCCAGAUAUGCAACCUACAAUAUUUUCAGUAUCGGAGAUGAGCGAUCUGGGUAUAUUUUAAACCUUGUAGAUUAUAAUGGAAACGCUGGAGAUUCAUUGAUGACUAGACAUAAAGGAUCAAAAUUUGCCACAAAGGAUCGUGAUAAUGCACACGGUUGUGCAAAGCAAUAUAAAGGUGGUUGGUGGUAUCAAAAUUGCCAUCGAGCUAACUUGAAUGGUCUGUACUUAAGAGGAGAGCAUAAAUCGUAUGCUGACGGCGUGGAAUGGUAUUACUGGACAGGAUAUCACUAUUCCCUGAAGUUUACUGAGAUGAAAAUCCGGAAAACAAAUGCCAAGAGUGUAGACUCAGAAAUAGAGACGGGCAAUAUAAGAAAUUGUCGGAAAUUCAGUAAAGAAAAUUUAACAAUGAUGAUGAGCUUUAUGCCUAUUUUGUGAAAAAAAUAGACACACAAGACAAUAAAUUUUUCCUUUACAUGUCCUUUAUUUUGUGUUGUCAAUGAUUUAUUAUCAUACAUUACGUAUUUACUGUAAACAUGGUUAUUUUCGCCCCGUUUUCAUACUUUCAUACUUGCAAAUAAU